Molecule: messenger RNA, 2352 nt
Organism: Drepanopeziza brunnea f. sp. 'multigermtubi' MB_m1
Lineage: Eukaryota; Fungi; Ascomycota; Leotiomycetes; Helotiales; Drepanopezizaceae
Cellular component (GO): mitochondrion
Source: RefSeq, a predicted model, not a curated record
AUGGCGACAACCAUCCAAAUUACUCGGAGGAUAAUUGGGAAGGCCGGGAUACCAGUGGCAGAAAUUCCUACGUUUCUGUGUCCCGGGAUCUUGAGGACCGCUUCUCUACCGAUUCGAUGUCUCCAUCCACAACCACGAACGUUUACUCCAGCUUCUCAGAGGAGGAAUAUAAGUUUGGGUGAGGGAAGAGGAGAGAAGGACCAGACUCAAGCAAAAGCUGCUUUGGACGACGAGAGCGCUUCUUUCAGGGCUUCUGCCGGAGAUGGGACCGAGUCAACUUCAAUAUCACCGGCAGCAGCCCAAGCAAUACAGUUGAAGAGAUUACCGCAGCAAUGCUCGGGAUGUGGAGCUCUCUCGCAGACAGUGGAUAAGCAAGGUCCCGGAUUCUUCAACCUCCAGAGAAAGGCAGUAAAGAAAUACCUACAAGGGACUCCGAAUGCAGGCUUGUCCGCAGAAGGUCAAAUCGUCAAAGAGGCUUUGGAAAGAGCUGCUUCAGAAGGAUUAGCUAUUGAUGUAGGGACUGUCGAGGUGCCAGCUACAAUCACCCAGAUACCUGUAUGUGAGAGAUGCAAUAACUUGAUUCAUCAUAACUAUGGGGUUUCUAUACAACAUCCGUCCAUGCAAUCUAUCAGGGAGACGAUCGCGAAAUCCCCGUAUAAGUACAACCAUGUAUACCACGUUCUCGACGCGGUGGAUUUCCCCAUGUCCCUGAUCCCUGGUCUACAUAAGAUGUUAUUGCUUGCGCCGCAAAGAUCGCUGAACAGACGAUCGAAGACGGGAACUUUCUCCAAAGGAAAGAAGACGCAAGUCAGUUUCAUCAUCGCCAGGUCCGAUUUGCUUGCUCCUCUGAAGCUCCAGGUUGAUGCCAUGAUGCCGUAUCUACGCUCUGUUCUCAGAGAUGCUUUAGGAAGGGCAGGCAGGGACAUUCGGCUAGGAAAUGUUCAUUGUGUCAGUGCGAAACGAGAUUGGUGGACGAAGGAACUGAAAGAGGACAUUUGGAGACGGGGUGGCGGUGGGUGGAUGGUCGGGAAAGUGAAUGUUGGGAAGAGUCAACUGUUCCACGGAGUGUUCCCAAAAGGGCGCAAGCAGAACAGAUUUCUCAAGAAGGCUGUUCUGACGAGCACCAGUCCAUUGGACGUGAGCCCAAGAAAGCAUGAGACACAGGAGCAGGUGAACGAGGCCAUCAAGGAGGCGAUCGAAGAGACUAGAAAGGCAAUUGAGGACACCAAGGAAGAAAUGGCUGAAGCCCAGGAGGCCGUCGAGGAGAGAGAUAGAAAGGCGCUUCAGGAGACCGGUAAGGCGAAUGAGAAUGAGAACUUCGAGGACGCUCAGAAUUCGAUUGAGGAGUGCAAAUCCAAGACCCCUGGACUCCUUGACAUAGUACCUGGAGCAGACUCGGAGCUCCAAGCUGCAUUCGACGAGUUCGAGGAACUAGACACCUCCCUCGACACCUCUUCUCUCCUACCUCCAGCCCAACCCGAAACUGACUACCCGACAAUGCCCCUCGUUUCUCCUCUCCCCGGCACAACAGCCUCGCCUAUCCGCCACUCCUUCGGCAACGGUAAGGGCGAACUCAUCGACCUCCCCGGCCUUGCUCGCAGCGACCUCGAACUCUAUGUACAGCCCGAGCAUCGCCAUAAACUCGUCAUGCGCGAGCGCGUCAAGCCCGAACAGAAAGUUAUCCGGCCAGGGCAAUCCCUUCUCCUCGGCGGCUUCAUCCGCAUCACGCCCACAACCCCGGACCUCUUUAUCAUGGCCUACGCCUUCACGCCCAUCGACGCCCACCUCACAUCAACCGAGAAGGCCAUCGGGACGCAGCAGCAGACGCGCGACUCCAACGUCCAGAACAUCGCCUUGCCUGGCACCGGGGAUAAGAUAGCCUCGGCCGGGAAGUUUUACCUGAGGUGGGACGUCACCCGGCAGCGCGCCGGGCCCAUCACCGCUCGCAACGCGGUGGGCAUCAAGCCCGAGCAGCUCCCCUACCGCGUCAUGGCCACCGACAUCCUGCUCGAAGGCUGCGGCUGGGUCGAGCUUGUGUGCCAAAUCCGCAAGCGGCCUGGCGAGAGCUUCGUCAUGCCGAGCCGAGAACACAACCAAGCGUGGGAGAGGGAGCCGUAUUCCGACGCGGACGCCGACCCAGCCACCCUGAAGGAGUAUGUUGAUCCGACCUGGCCGGCUGUGGAGAUUUUCACGCCGGGGGGUGAGUUUGUGGGGGCGAGGAAGCCGAUGAAUGCCUGGCUGUUGUGUGCGACGAAGCCGUCGAAGAGGGCGUUGAAGGGUCGCCCGAGGAAGAGCAUGAAGGGGGCCAAGAAGGCGGAGAAGGCGAGGAGCAGGGCUGGGAGUCCCGUGUAG